AUGACGACUCUUCUCGACAACACUGGCCUGCCACUAUGGGUGUACAUUGUCCUCAUAGUCGUGGGUUCAAUGUUGUUGCUGGCCACACUGGCGAUUCUCCUGAGAUGCUGGUUUGUCCGGAGAAAACCAAAGCAGAGCUACAUCGAAGGCCUCACAGGUCCCACUCGCCGAGUGACCCUGAGAAGGGGACGGCUGGUGCCGACUUCUCAGCAUUUAUCUUUGACCGGAUCCAAGUUUGGGACGCGGCAGUUUGGAAUGCUUGCGGACAACGAGUCCACCAUGACAGGACGGCGGAGCCCCUUUGAGUGGUGGAAUACCAUCAUGGACAGAUCACAAUCUCGUCAAGACCAGAUGUCUCAAGUGGAGACGGGAUCUAUAUCGGCAUCAACACGUCCGACAUCCAGGGCGACGACAACAGCUGGCCGACGGGAAGUCCUUACAGCGACUCCUACCUUGACUCCGGAGAAGUACAAAGAGCCGGUUUCGAGAACUUGGGAAGUGACUUUGCCUUCACAAUCACCAUCACCACCACCGUCUCCAUCGCCCAGCCCGUACGGCCAAAAGACGGUCAACUUUUCAAGAUCCUUCGUUUCUCGCACACCUUCCUCUCCGCUUGCACAACGCUCUCAGCACACCCUGUCACGGAUCUCAGAAAAAUCUUUGCACUACUCCAUGAUCAGCACAAACGGCGCGAACGGCACAAACCAGCUUAGUCCCUCUUCCUACCAUGCAACAGUCGGAUCCAUUAGUGGCCGCUCUCCUCUCUUCGAACAGCCUCUGCGGAAUUCCCCCACCCCCGCCAAUUCGAUGUCACUUGCUAUUCCUGUUAGCCCUGCGAAACCAUCGCCAACGCUCGCCGGGGAACAGUUCAACCAUUCGGCCGUCAUGAAGCCAAGGCCCUGGGCCUCCGACCGGCUAAGUGCCUCGGCCACAAGCUUACCCCAACCCGCGCCUUCCCCUACCGUUCCGUCUAGGCCCUUCACUGCAGAUGCAUCACUUUCCCGAGACCACCCCUAUCUAAUAGCGCCUUCGGCGGUACCGACUCUCACAGUGCCCAAGCCUGUGGUAUACGGCACGUCGAAGCCAGGAACUAGCGAAACCUACUCCCACUAUAAUCAACCCAACCUCUCGCAGCUCGAUUUGUCUCGAGAGUCUAUUGUUCUGUCCGGCAGGGACAGCAUCUCUGCAGCAAUAUCCGAUUCACAUUUGGCCAAGCAGCCUCCAGCCAACAUCAGCGUUGAACCUAACUUAAUCGUCUAUGAUACUCAGCUGCCGGAAUACUGGUCCCAGCGGCCUGGCAUGCCAGAUUUGGCUUCUUCCUUGAAUAUCAAUGGCAGCACAGCCAUGCACUCUCGUGAACAUGCCGGUUUGUCAGAGGGUAUCAGAAAUGAAGACGGAGAAGAGCAGAACAGAUUGGGCAUCAUGACCGUCCCGGGGAAGAAGAAAUCAAAAGUCCUCCGAAAGAAAUCACUUCGACGGAUGCAGACACAGGCGACCACAUGA
Messenger RNA from Capronia epimyces CBS 606.96, 1503 nucleotides. RefSeq lists its product as uncharacterized. The coding region runs from base 1 to 1503 and encodes 500 amino acids. The transcript has a single exon. The record is from RefSeq and is a predicted model, not a curated record. NCBI's taxonomy places the organism in Eukaryota, Fungi, Ascomycota, Eurotiomycetes, Chaetothyriales, Herpotrichiellaceae.